Molecule: messenger RNA, 2932 nt
Organism: Rana temporaria (common frog)
Lineage: Eukaryota; Metazoa; Chordata; Amphibia; Anura; Ranidae
Gene: RXRB
Product: retinoid X receptor beta
Exons: 11
Coding region: 367-1743 (458 amino acids)
Biological process (GO): anatomical structure development; retinoic acid receptor signaling pathway; positive regulation of transcription by RNA polymerase II
Cellular component (GO): nucleus; RNA polymerase II transcription regulator complex
Molecular function (GO): retinoic acid-responsive element binding; zinc ion binding; nuclear steroid receptor activity
Source: RefSeq, a predicted model, not a curated record
CCCCUCUGACUGCUUUCCCGAACACCCUCUGCCUCUCCGGCCUUCGCAGCCGCCGGUUCGCCGUCCCCGGCCUCUCCGUCCGCUUGGUGGCUGGAGGCAACGCCCCCUCCUCCUCCCGGGAGGCUGAGCAUCGUCUGGGGGUGUAGCAAGAUGGCGGCUCUUCCGCUUCCGAAGUAAUCUGGGGCCGAGGGGGGCGGUGGGAGAGUUGGUGGUUGCGGGCUGGCCGCGGGAGAUCCCCCGGAGAAGGGAGUCGGCGGUGUCUAAACGUUGUGAGGCCUGGCUGGGCAAUGGCCUGACCCCUGGAGGGGAGCGGGGAGACCGGGACUCUGGACGGUGCGGCUGGAGGGACAGACGGGCCUGGCCGGGAUGGGAGACAGCCGGGUUUGCCAAAGCCCAGACACCUCAUCUCUCAGCCCACCCCUCGGACGUUCCCUCAACGACACCCCGCCUCCUCUCAGUGCUCCUCUCCACCCUUCCAUGAUCGGAUCCGCCAUGACUUCAUCGGUGAACUCUCCGCUCGGCAGCUUGGGCUCCCCGUUUCCUAUCAUCAACCCCUCAAUGUCCCCUGGAAUUCCAGGCACUCCUUCUAUAGGAUAUGGACCCGUCAGCAGCCCUCAGAUAAAUUCUACCGUUCUGUCCAGUCUGCACCCAGUCAGCUCCUCUGAGGAUGUGAAGCCCCCGCUGGGGAUGAGAGUCAUGCAAGGACACCCCAACGGAGGAGGAGCCAGCGGGAAACGGCUGUGCGCCAUCUGCGGAGACCGCUCCUCUGGAAAGCACUAUGGGGUGUACAGCUGCGAAGGGUGUAAAGGCUUCUUCAAACGCACUAUCCGCAAAGACCUGACCUACACCUGCCGAGACAACAAGGACUGUAUUGUGGACAAGAGACAGAGGAACCGCUGCCAAUACUGCCGAUAUCAAAAGUGUUUGGCCACCGGCAUGAAGAGAGAAGCACAUUCCCCCAAAAGGAUUUUGGCUUCCUCAGCUGUACAGGAGGAGCGCCAGCGAGGACGAGAGCGGGAGGGAGAGGUUGAGUAUGGUGGUACUAUAAACGAAGACAUGCCGGUGGAGAAGAUUCUGGAAGCUGAACUGGCCGUAGAACAGAAGAGUGAUCAAAGCCUCGAAGGCGGCGGAUCUCCAAGUGACCCGGUUACUAACAUCUGUCAAGCUGCUGAUAAACAACUGUUCACUCUAGUCGAAUGGGCCAAGAGGAUACCCCAUUUCUCUGAGCUGGCGCUGGACGAUCAGGUCAUUCUGCUUAGAGCUGGAUGGAAUGAGCUCCUCAUCGCCUCGUUCUCCCACCGCUCCAUUUCUGUGAAAGACGGCAUCCUGUUGGCUACCGGGCUCCACGUCCACCGCAAUAGUGCGCACAGCGCUGGGGUGGGGGCCAUAUUCGACAGAGUGCUUACCGAACUUGUGUCUAAGAUGAGAGACAUGCGCAUGGAUAAGACUGAACUCGGCUGUCUGCGAGCGAUCAUUUUGUUUAACCCAGAUGCCAAAGGACUGUCUAAUCCAGGUGAUGUGGAGGUCCUGAGGGAGAAGGUCUAUGCAUCAUUGGAAUCUUACUGCAAGCAGAAAUACCCUGACCAGCAAGGAAGGUUUGCAAAGCUACUUCUCCGCCUUCCUGCCCUGCGAUCCAUCGGUCUGAAAUGUCUGGAGCACCUCUUCUUUUUCAAGCUCAUCGGAGACACUCCCAUAGACACCUUCCUGAUGGAGAUGUUGGAAGCCCCCCACCAGCUGUCUUGAGGGGACUGUUCUGAAUAAGCCUGGCAUUGCUGCUCCAUCCCCAAGAGUCAGCUGUAGUAAACACAUACUCUAAUAGACCUUUUUCCAAUCGGUGGUGGUAUAGGCACCACACAAGCUUAUCCCGAGAGACUGCUUCAACUUGGCCAUUCACUGCUCAACGUGUCUCCCCUUACCCAUUGACAGUCCAUGGUCCACUUCUCUAAAGACAGCUUCCACAUCGGGAUUUAGAUGGAACAUGCCUAAAAGAUAAAAAGAGUCCUAAAUAGGCUUCUUCUUUAACAUGGUAGAUGUGCACCCUCAAGAGUUUGUAAUCUGCAGAAAGAGAUAUCGUAAACCAAGACUGCUGCAAAAAGAAGAGGCAUCCACUGGUGACGAGGAAGCACCUGAGCGCAUGCCAGCGAUGAAUCUUUGAUUGAGACACUCCUAUGCAAUAUCUUUGAUCCAAAAGUUGUAACUAUGCUAAAAAAAAAACGGAUGUCUCGAAAGAGUGCGUCACCCACCCCGGUGCGUUGUCCAGCUUUUUCCGCCCCCCCCCCCCCCCCCCCCUUACACAUGUGAGGCUGGUUUUAGCUGAGCAGGUGUUGCUCUUCUGAGAGGUGUGGACUCUAUGACGGAGAGAGGUGGCCACUGGCAGACGUUAUUCCUCACUAACUCGGAAUGAAGAGACUGCGGAACGGCACGCCAGGAAUAGACUGUGCUGACAUUUUGUGGUGUAUACGGGGAGUUGAUGGGGUUUGGAUAAUAACGUAACAAAUUCAUUUUAAUCAGUGGAGAUUUCUGUUGGGGGGGAUAUAAUGGACCCUGUUAAUCUUCUCUAGAUCUGUCUCACUGUUGGUCCCCCCCCCUUUUAUUUGAGGUGCCCUUUUUUGAUUACUGCACUUGUUAGGGUGUAGGGGAAAGUACCAGGGGGUCCCCAUAGGGUGAAGAGGACCUCGGAAAUUAUUGUAACCUUGAUUUUGUUCUUGUAACUGUUUUUGGGGUAUUCAUGACUGCUUUGUAUUUUCGGAUGCCUUGAGGACCUCUACACCUGACAUUUUUUCUUCUCUGGGGUGGAAACACAUCGAAUGUCCUAUAUGUUGUUUUUUUUUUUUUUGUUCAGCCGUUCUCUUAAAAUCGUUGUUGGUUUUGGAAGGAUGAUUAUAUUGCACAGGAUCUUAGGACUUUCUUAAAUAAGAUUUGGGGGAUGGGG